Messenger RNA from Oncorhynchus tshawytscha (Chinook salmon), 3183 nucleotides. Its product is annotated as zinc finger protein 775-like. The transcript is spliced from 3 exons. NCBI's taxonomy places the organism in Eukaryota, Metazoa, Chordata, Actinopteri, Salmoniformes, Salmonidae. Gene Ontology annotation, cellular component: nucleus. The coding region runs from base 586 to 1647 and encodes 353 amino acids. The record is from RefSeq and is a predicted model, not a curated record.
GUCUUCACGACUCCAGAGUGCUCAGUGAGAGCGGCCUCAACAUGCUGUUUGAGCGAAAUGUUGUUCCCUUGGAUGUCACUUUCUUGGUGACAAGGGGUACCCCCAGAUAAGGUGGCUGCUAAACCCCUUUUCUACGACCUCUCCCCAGGGCUCAGCUCAAUUAUAACAGGUGAGGCAAUAGGCCAAACAUUUAAUUUACUGGGCUACAGAAUACAGUGGGCUUUAUCUCAGUGUAAUUAAAAUUUGAAUCCACAUAAAAUGACAUGUAAAUAUUGUUUUAUCUGAGGGAUCACACGGAGCCUGGUAGAAAGGGGAAUAGGCCAGUGGAAGAGGAGAUUUCAUGUUCUCCAUGGAGAGGUGCAUCACAGCCCAAGCAAGGAUGGUCUGUCGCAUAAUAAUGGCUUCUUCAAUAUUGAACGACAUCUGCAAACUACGGCUCAUCCGUCUACCUCCCGACGAUGGACAAUCUGAAACUGACGAUGACAACAGUGACUAUGGCGAUGAUGAUGCAAGCCCCAGUGACAUAGGUGGACAGGGAACGCUUUUCCACCAGCACUUUACCAACCUUCACUUUAGUCAGUAGACAUGGAGGAUGGGAAGCCUGACCUGCUGCUGGUCAAAGAGGAGACAAUAGAAGAAGGACCAGAGAUCAUUGAUUUGCUGAGUGGACUAAAGAUGGGGGCACAAGGUGGUUGGCUGGAGGCUAACAGAGGAGACUGGGCUGCCAUCUUGGAUUCCCAGACCCAGACUGGUGCACCCAAGGGCUCAGGGGACAACAUCACUGAGCAGGCCAGGACCAGAGGCGACAUAGUGGAGAUCAGUGGAUGGGACAGUGUCCUCAACUCUGGAGUGGGGAACAACACCUUGAACCAAAACCAGAAACAGACAGUCGAACACAAAACAACAACCAAACUCAGUCUCCAUGACAACAGACUGGCUGAGACCAGGGCAAGGUGUAGAUUUGGUCUGCAGGGACCGGGAGGUGUCCUUAUGCGGCGGGACAGAACAGACACAGACUCGGCUAGCGAUGCUCCGUCCUGCUCCUAUAGUUGUGAUUCAGAGAGACUAAUGGUGCCUCAGGUUAACCCCCUAACAGGUGCAGCCUUUAGUCUGCCUUCUGUAGGGUCUAUCAACUGGAACAUGGACCCUGCGACAACACAGACACUCCCUGGCAUUUGUCCUCCUCACAAUCUCCUAAUGUUAAACCAGACCUCAGACAAUGCCAGUGGCUCAACACUAAAUGGCUACACAAGCCCAUUGACAAAUGACAGUAGUAGUAACGCUAUCACCAGAUCUGGUGGCAAAGAGAAGCGCUUCCCGUGUUCGUUCUGUGGGAAAGCCUUCAGUUUCCCCAAACAGGUGGAGAUCCACCAGAGGAUGCACACGGGGGAGAAACCAUUCAGCUGUCAUCUUUGCCGGGCUAGUUUCUCCCAGUUGUCCAACCUGAAGAGGCACCAGAGGGUUCACACUGGGGAGAAGCCUUACAGCUGCCCCCAGUGUGAGAAGAGGUUCUCCCACCAGCACCAUCUGAAGAUACACCUGAAGGUCCACAUGGGGGAAAGGUCUGUACGCACUGGGGAAAGAGUGUUCUCGGAGAGGAGUUAUCUCAGGAUACACCAGCAGAAAAUGCACACGGACAACGUAUAGUGAGUGUUAAAGGAAUAAUUAUUUUAUUUAGCGCUUUUCAUACAGUAUCUCACUUUUAAAAAACAGACAAAAACAAAAAGUGUGUCUUCUCCUUCAGGGUCCUGUCUAAUGCCUGGGCUCAUAGAAAGCCUGGACCUGGGUCUAGCCUUCCUCAGUUACCUCAUGGUUACCCCACUAAUACAGACAGGGUCAGGAUUGGUGUUCACGAGAGGUACCUAGCCUGUAACACAGCACACAAUCCCAACAACACCCAAACAAUGGCUAGAGGUCAAGGAGGGAGCUCAAAGACUAACCAUCUGAGGGUGGUGGCUCCUGCCUCCUCUGGUGUCAUUGGAUUACAACACGCGAGGCCGAGCAUGAGGACGGAUGCUGACAAGACAUACGCCUGCCCCAGGUGUGGGAAGCACUUCGCUAAGACUAAAUAUAUGAAGCAGCACCAGAACGUUCACACUAAGGAGGCCUUUCAAGUGCAAGCUAUAUUACAAGAGCUUCUCAUUCCUGAGUAGCCUUAUUAGACAUAGGAGUGUCCACAAUGGGGAGAAAUUGUAGCAGUGUGGCUUGAGAUAUAUACAAGGGAUAUCUUGGAACUAUUCUUUAGCUGUUAUAUUAUAGUCAUCAUGUGAAGUGUCUUGGGCUAAGAGGGUAAUUAACCAUAUAACAUUCAUUAAACCUUUGUUAACUUGUCAUUUAAAAUAGGCUUAUGUACCUGUUUUUAGAGAGACUAGGUUAGAAUAAGGACAGUUUCAUUUUUACCUUACUGAGGUGAUGUAGAUGGAAUAAAGUGAUAUUAUUAUAUAUUCUAACACACUUUUUUCUAAACUAGUCUGCUCUCUGCUUGAAAGAUACUGAUCAUAGGAGAUUUGAUGUGUAGUGUAAUAAGCAGUACCGCAUUUCAAAGAACAGCAUACAUCACUUUCAUUUAACCACACCCUUUGAGCUAUGACGUCAACCAAUAAGAUACUUUCUCUUCGGUGUAACGGAAGUGGGUGUGGCUAGGCGACAUGGCGGAAGCAGAUGUGGAACUGAAAUCGAAUGGCGGUGGAGAAAAGGAUGAGUGGACUUUUGUCCAAAAGAAUGGGAUAAGGAGAACAACUGUUGUGGAAAAUAUGUCUAGUUUUGAACAUAUCCCCAUUGUAUCCGGUAAGACUGCGGUUUUUGGAAAAACAAUGUAUGCCAGACUUGGUGAAUCUGUUUCCAUUUAGUGUGUUUCUGCUGAUCAGAAAAUAUGAAUAUAGUCUAUCUUGCAUUGAUGUGUCACCUGUCAAAGGAGUCUUGGAAGAAGUCGACAUUGCUCUACUGAAGAAUGAAUCUUGUGGUAAAUGGCAUGAAAGAGAAGAUUUUGUCUGUUCUUAGGAUUUUUAUGUGGAGUGUCUCCCUACCUGAGUGCAGCUGGGAUGUGUACUAUUCUGUGAGAGCCUUUAUAUACUUCUUAAUAAACUCAAAUGGAUAAGUUAAGUCAAAGUUAAAUGUUUUUUCAAACAAUCCAGGGGGGGGGGAAGCCAUAUUACAACCUGUGUGAUGAUUGCGUUGUCUGCU